GUUAGCAGUGGUCCAGACCAGAGUAGGACCUCAGCAGGUUCUGAGCCUAGGGCUGGAAUGCAGCCCGAGAGUCAGAACCUCCAGGGUCUGCGAGGUGGGCAGGGCGAGAGCCUCACCAAAACAGGAACGUAGUUUGGUGAAGUUGAGAUUUCUGGAUGGUGUAGAAGGAAAAAAAAAAAAAUCAGCAGGAAGGCUGAAAUGGCCAAAAAUGUGCACGGAGACCAGAGAGGUGGUGGCUCCGAAGUCAAGGGCCCUCCCCGACUCCCGCCUCAAACCGAUCCAGUGACGCAAAAGGGCAGGGGAAAGAGCGUGCACUACCAGGUGGAAGCUUGGGCCUCGGCGCCCGCCGUAGAGAUCGUGACGAGGCCGGCGCGUUGCCCUGGAGCCCACAAGACGCCGCAGGACCGCCACAGUGGACCGCGUCGGCGGGCAGCCUCAGGCGCCAUGUCUGUGCUGGACGUGUUGUGGGAAGACCGCGACGUGCGCUUCGACGUGUCCUCGCAACAGAUGAAAACAAGACCUGGAGAAAUCCUUAUUGAUUGUUUAGAUUCAAUUGAAGAUACAAAAGGAAAUAAUGGGGAUAGAGGUAGACUCUUAGUAACAAACUUAAGAAUCAUCUGGCAUUCCUUGGCGUUACCCAGAGUCAAUCUCUCUAUUGGUUACAACUGCAUAUUGAGUAUUACAACAAGAACUGCGAACUCCAAACUACGAGGCCAAACUGAAGCGCUUUAUAUAUUAACAAAAUGCAACACCACCCGGUUUGAGUUUAUUUUCACAAAUCUGGUUCCCGGGAGCCCCAGACUUUUCACUUCUGUGAUUGCAGUGCACAGAGCAUAUGAAACUUCUAAAAUGUACCGUGAUUUCAAACUGAGAAGUGCAGUCAUUCAAAACAAGCAGCUGAGGUUAUUACCACAAGAGCAUGUGUAUGAUAAGAUCAACGGUGUAUGGAAUUUAUCUAGCGACCAGGGAAAUUUAGGAACUUUUUUUAUUACCAAUGUGAGGAUUGUGUGGCAUGCGAAUAUGAAUGACAGUUUUAAUGUCAGCAUCCCGUAUCUGCAAAUCCGUUCAAUAAAGAUCAGAGAUUCAAAAUUUGGUUUGGCUCUUGUCAUAGAAAGCUCUCAACAGAGUGGAGGAUAUGUUCUUGGCUUUAAAAUAGACCCUGUGGAAAAACUACAGGAAUCAGUUAAGGAGAUCAACUCACUUCACAAAGUCUAUUCUGCCAGCCCGAUAUUUGGAGUGAAUUAUGAAAUGGAAGAAAAGCCACAGCCCCUUGAAGCUCUGACGGUUGAACAGGUUCCAGAUGAUGUGGAAAUAGACUCCGAUGAUCACACGGAUGCUUUUGUGGCUUAUUUUGCUGAUGGAAAUAAGCAACAAGACCGAGAACCUGUGUUUUCAGAAGAGCUGGGGCUUGCAAUAGAGAAACUGAAGGAUGGCUUCACACUGCAGGGACUUUGGGAAGUCAUGAGUUGAGCUGGAGUUCUAUUUAAAUAUAUCUCAAGAUUAAAAGACACCACUUGCCUACUCUAGGCAUGGAAUAGUUUUUACAGUAUAGCUUUUAUAUUUUAUAUUUUAAGAAAAGCUUUUAAUAACUAAGGAAAAAUUUCUUAAUUUUAGAAAACUGGCAGUUUUCUAAAAAUUAUAUUCAAAAUUGUAACUGAAAUGUAUCUGGUUUGUAAAUGUUUAUAUUGUACCUAAUACUUGUAAAAUAGCACUUUACAGAUAUUAAGUGACUAUAUCAUGUUGGAUUUAAUAAAGAUUUUAUUCAGCACCACUUAA
Peromyscus leucopus (white-footed mouse) is the source of this 1776-nucleotide messenger RNA. RefSeq names its product Bardet-Biedl syndrome 5 (gene Bbs5). Lineage: Eukaryota; Metazoa; Chordata; Mammalia; Rodentia; Cricetidae. The transcript is spliced from 12 exons. Gene Ontology annotation, molecular function: phosphatidylinositol-3-phosphate binding. Gene Ontology annotation, cellular component: BBSome; ciliary basal body. Gene Ontology annotation, biological process: intracellular transport; cilium assembly. Bases 199 to 1470 code for a protein of 423 amino acids. The record is from RefSeq and is a predicted model, not a curated record.